Zychaea mexicana is the source of this 2646-nucleotide messenger RNA. RefSeq lists its product as uncharacterized. Gene Ontology annotation, cellular component: nucleus. The coding region runs from base 423 to 2375 and encodes 650 amino acids. The record is from RefSeq and is a predicted model, not a curated record. The transcript has a single exon. Gene Ontology annotation, molecular function: DNA-binding transcription activator activity, RNA polymerase II-specific; RNA polymerase II cis-regulatory region sequence-specific DNA binding. Gene Ontology annotation, biological process: regulation of transcription by RNA polymerase II. NCBI's taxonomy places the organism in Eukaryota, Fungi, Mucoromycota, Mucoromycetes, Mucorales, Lichtheimiaceae.
CACAGAUUACUCCGCAAUGCUAUUGAUCAGAAAACAUAUCCUGAAAGGCUUUGCAUUUUCAUCCCACUGCUGGAAAUUUUGGAAACGAAACACCGCCUAUCGCCUGGAGGGCGAGUCUUUAUUGUGUGGUGUGUGUACAUGUGUAUGUGCACAGCUUUUCUGGAGAUGGGGUCCAUCAUCAUUCAUCGUCAUCGCUCCCUUUUCAUAUCGUAGACCAAUUAUCGUUUCUCCUGUGUCAACAGCGGGAAAAAAAAUCAGCAACAUCUUGUCACUCUAAUCCAUUAUCAAUACUCACCUACCCACACGUGAUCCAUCUCCCCCGCCGCUUUCCCUUCUUUCUUUCGCUCUGCUUUAAAGCAUAAUUCUUCCUCACACUCUCUUCUUUUACUCUCCUUCUCCACUUUCUUACCUUCUUUUCCCUAAUGAGCCACCAUUCACAAAUCGUUUCGCAACAAGUCUUCGGCUCCAGCAAAAAGCUACAACUCGUCAACUCUUCACCAACACAAAAGCAACAGUCCAUGUCAAUUGAGGCUUUACUCGAUUCCAACGGUGACUUGUCCACUUCUACGUCUAACAGUAGGAACGAUCUCAGCAUAUCCGCCCUCACCUCCACAUCCUCCACAUCCUCUUCCUCUUCUUCUACACCACCUCCGAUGUCAUCAAAGCGACGAUGGAAUGAUAGCGAAACAAGCGACAAUAAUGAACGCAUGACCAAAUUACGAAAACAAGAGACGUACCCAGCAUAUCAACCAAUGACGACGAUCAAAUGCUUACAUGCAGCUGUUGCGCAAAAAUCGUAUGGAUCCGAGAAACGGUUCUUGUGUCCACCACCUGUAGUCAGCUUGCAAUCAAACCGCUAUGUAGACCGACACGCACACGAAAUUUCCAUGGCGAUAGUCUGUGAGAACGGCGAGCGACCGUUGGAACAGCGGGUGAUUCUUGAUGAAACACUCUCAGGCAGCUUCAAAUUUUUACACGUUACAGGCACGGCCAAGGCCAAACAAUUCUGUCUACGAGUCAGCUUAAACUUGACAACACAACGAGAAGAGGAACAACAGCCUUAUGCGACGUUUCUAUCUCAUCCGAUCUCAAUCAUCUCGAAACCAUCGAAAAAGACAGCCAAAGCACGCAACGUAUCGUCCUGCAUCCUGGCAAAUGCACCGAUUUCGCUGUUUAAUCGGAUCAACUCACAAACCGUGCGAACAAAAUACUUGACGUCAGCAGAUGAUCGAAUGUGUGCCAAAAACGCUACCUGGUCACCCUUUGACAUUGUAUUGGUGCGGCCUCCGAUGCACGGUGCUGCUGCUUCUUCCAGCACUUCAUCCUCUUCCGUCCACCCAGCAGCAGCGUCUAUGCCAGUUACGUACGGCACCGAGUUAAUGCUGAGAGAUCACAACACAGGCGUAACGUCUCCACUAUUGAUUAUACGCAAAGUCGACAAAGGCAGGAUAGCGCCAUGUGCCUUUGGUCCAGUAAGCCAAAUGCAAAAGGUGGCACUCCAGCUUGCUUCAACGGGCGGGAAGAACAAGCCCAGUAGCAAGCCCAUGUACCUCAGCGCUGCAGGCGCGACGAUGGACGGUAUUAAUUCCGAAGCCGGCGGCGAGAGUGGUGGCCAUACAAGCAGCUCUUGGAUUGACUUUGUUGAAUCACGCAUCGUUCGCGCUGAAAGGCCUAGUCUAGAAUUAGCGUAUGAAGAAGUUGACGAUUAUCUCUGUUGGACAAUUGUCGGUAUUGCACAAUUUGAAUACAGUUUCUUCGAACCUGAGUUACAACAACAGCAACAAGCAGCAGCAGAACUGUCAUCCGAGACAUCUUCUCCGUACAACCCUCAACAAACAGCAACUUCUUCAUCUCGACGCUGUAUCACGCCGUUCCCUGUUCUUUCUUCUGUUCUCUACCAACCUGCCUCGCACUCCAUCGACGUCUUUGGCGAACACUUGAUUCAAGCUGCACCCGAACCACGGAUACUUGAGUGCUGGCUAGGUCCACACGGGCCACUCGCAGCACGACAUGUCAGCUCACAGCCAGAGCAGGCGGGAUCUGCACGUCAUAGUACACACGUCACUGUCGAACUCCCAACGGCAAUGGCAUUACUUUCAUCGGCCAACUCGUCAAACGCAAAUAAUAGUACUGGACAUCCAUCGACAGCAAUGAUUCCACAACCGGGCAAUGUACGACGGCUGGAACUACCAUUAUUAUUUGCUCGUCAAGAUGGCGUUGUAUAUCAUUCGGGUAAAGCCAUCGAGUUCAGCAUUUGGUCGGUAUUACGAGAAGACAACAACAGCAACGAUCCGCAGCACGCAGCAGCAGCAGCAGCAACAACAACAGCGUCCGACCUAGCACAAGCGGUCAAAGUUUUGGACUGUCGAGCAUAACUUAACCAUUUUUUUUUGUCAUUCGUAUAUGUGCAGGUCACGUUAUAUCUUUUCUCCGUCUAUUCGCCACUUAUGCAUCAUACCCCUUGCUUUCCCUUUCAUUUCCGAUUAAAUAUCAUAUGUAACAUGUACUUUUGUUUCUGCUGUAUGAAUCACUCUCUUUGUCCGUUUGAUAAUUAGUCAUAAACAGUAAUAAAAAUAGUCUAAUGACGUGCUAGCCACUUUCAAUAGGCUUUAUAAAGACUGAGACAUUGUGUUGUUCAUGUCAUCG